AUAGUUACUGACCCCGCAGUUGCACUAGGAGAUGGAGAGGUGGAGCCUUUGCUGCUGUUCGGGGGUACUCGGUACACGACCCCUUGUAACUCCAGAUCCAGAGGAUCCGUCAUCCUCUUCUGGCCUCCGCGGAGCCCUCCCGAACAUCCUGUACAUAUGUGCGCACACGCACGCACAAACACACACAAAUCGUUUAAAAUUAAAUCUUUAAAAAGACCUACCCUCAAAAGCACCCUUGCAAGCAACUUCUAAGAGGCACGUGCAACACGUUACGCAUGCGCUCUAUCUUUUCAAUGAUUGGCGUGGGCUUGUACUUUCUACUUUCCUUAACAACGGUCACCGGGGAGACAAGUUGGGAAGACGCCCUCUGCGGAUUGGCUGCCUCUCGCUUCACCGCCUCUGAAGAAACACUAGAAGGGGCAGGGCCGGGCUUUGCAGUGGGAGAGCUGGCUGUCCCAGAGCCCAGGCUGGAGAGCCCUUGACCGAGGCUAAGAAGGACGAAGAGAUGAUUACCCCCAGUUCCAGCCAGAGCCUGGGAAUGAAGUCGGAACAAUCUCCCAAACUGCAGGAGGAACUGGACAGGAGUCCCAGCUCGGUGGACGGCUCGGCCCUAAGGAACGGAACAGACAUGCAGACCGAGUCGCCUGCAGAAGCCACUAGUAGCCCUGUGGAAGUGGCUGAAGAUUCUGGAGCCAACUUGUUCCCGCCACCACUACCCCAGCCCCGGAUCUGUAUGUGGAAAUACCUGGACAUCCAUUCUAUGCACAGACUGGAGAAGGCAGCCACUGUGGAAAAGAUGAGAGAGGUUCUUGCUGAGCUCUUGGAGCUUGGCUUUCCUGAGCAGAGCCUGCGGGAUGCCAUUAUCUUGGACCUCUUCUCCCAUGCACUCAUCUUCUGCCGCCAGCAGGGCUUUUCACCAGAGCAGACAUCAGCAGCCUGUGCCCUGCUCCAAGAUCUUCACAAGGCCUGUGUUGCUACCCCUCUGGGCAACGUGGAGGAGUGCUACCGCUACUUUACCAGCGUCCUCUUUUGUCAUGGAAUCAGGCGGCCCCCUUUCAGCAUUGACCUCUUUAAAGAGGAGCAGCUGCUGGCCCUGGCUGACUACGUGGUCAACACCUACUUCCGCCACUUCAAGCUCUACAAAUACGUCUUCACCCCACAGGUGCGACUGGACCUAUCUCUGACUUACACGGGGUUACAGCCACUCACGCUCUGGCCAGAGGAGAAAGAAAACGAGGAGAUGAUGGUGGAAGAGCAAGUAGCUACUCCACAGGAGGAAGAGCCAGAAACUGUGACGGAGCCAGAGCAACAGCCAAGUGAGGUGUGUAUCCUCCAGACCUACAUCAAGUCCCAGCUGAGCAAGGAGUUGAGGCAGCUCCAGCAGCUGGUGGAGGAGCGGCUCAAGGAGAGCGAGGAAAGGCUGAGCAGUAAACUGGCUGCACUGGAGCGGCCAUUCCAGACACCUCCCAGCAAAGGCAAGACCAAGACCAAGUGAUCCCAGCAUCUUCCCCAAUAAAGACCUGGGCCUCAGUGUCCCAUCCCCCACCUUCACGAGCACAUUCUGGGUUUCCCCGUGAAACUAGACAGCAGACAUGGCACUGGCUCUCCCAGGCUUGUGGCAGGUUUUAUUUCAGAUGCAGCGCAGGUGGCGAUAGCUAGGCCAGGCACAACCCUGGAAGAGGCUCCCUUCCAUCUCUGCCCUGAUCUCCAAGUCCAGAGUAGUAGGGGUAAAGGGCUGGUUUCUGUGACAAGCAGCAUUCUCAGUUGUAGGCUUGGCAAGGCAGGGCUAAGGUCUGAGUCCCAAACAGUUGGAAUAAUAGAAAAAAAAAUGUCCUCCUGGAGAGUCCUUCUUUCUGGCUUGCCCAGGGAUAAGGCCCUAGCUCCGUACCAGUGUAGCCUCAUCCUCUGUGAUAGCACCGGAGUCUCCUUCGAGUUCAGUGGCAGCAAUGGGGAACAGCCUAGGAGGCUGGUGCUGGAAAAGGGCUGCCCGGUUCUGCUGCUCACCCUUCUUUACCCAGUGCCCAUAGAGCCGGAAGGCACAGUUGUCGAUGAGACGCCGUACUGGCCGCAGUGCAUAGGGGUCUCUCAAUAGUGCAUUCUUAGUUAGUGGCCGUAAACGGUGACUGCUUAAGGCCACUCGUCCGGCAGCCAGUAUUGUCCACACUGCCACCUGGGAAAGGGACAGUAUUAGCCCCAGUAAAACGCCCAGCACAGGGAAGAGGACAAGGCCUGGGUACAGACCCUGCUACUCUCAGGCUUACCCGGAACCGCUGGCGAGGCGUGAGGUUCCAAGGUUGGCUGCCUUCACAGCGCUCAAAGAAGGGGUGCUGCAGGGCUUGCUCAGCUGUCAGGCGCGCUUCAGGAUCCACCUGCAGCAGCUUGGAGAUCUAGAGAAACUUUAUAGCAUGAGGGUCACAUCUUGGGUCUUCCAUAGUAUUGUUUCAUGGCCCCUACUCACCAGGUCUUUGACGGUGUUUGAACGAUCAUCCCACUCAGGUGAAGUAAACUGAUAUUGGCCUUCCA
This is a messenger RNA of Mus caroli (Ryukyu mouse), 2523 nucleotides long. It is a transcript of the gene Cfap119, whose product is annotated as cilia and flagella associated protein 119. The record is from RefSeq and is a predicted model, not a curated record. Lineage: Eukaryota; Metazoa; Chordata; Mammalia; Rodentia; Muridae.